Messenger RNA from Colletotrichum higginsianum IMI 349063, 1125 nucleotides. Its product is annotated as Cell cycle inhibitor. Bases 1 to 1125 code for a protein of 374 amino acids. Gene Ontology annotation, molecular function: protein binding. NCBI's taxonomy places the organism in Eukaryota, Fungi, Ascomycota, Sordariomycetes, Glomerellales, Glomerellaceae. The transcript has 6 exons. The record is from RefSeq and is a predicted model, not a curated record.
AUGGGCCUACGCGACAUCCUCAAGAAAAAGGACCACCUCGACAACGGCAACGCCAGCAGCCAGGAUGCCGUCGACAGGCUGGCCGCCCCCGAGUUCAAGUUCAUCCGAUCCGACACAAACACCCAGGAGGUCAUCCACCCGCCGUCGUAUCCCGUAGAAGAGAGCAAGGAGCAGUUCCUGAACCCCAACGAAACCGCCGCCGGCACCGCCCCGAAGCCCCGGCGCAGCCUCGAUGUCUUCUUCGGCAGCCGGUCGCGCAGCGUGUCCGCCUCCUCGCAGGCGAGCUCGGCCUCCCACAGAAAAGAGGGCAGGCGUUUGUCGGAACGGCUGCACCUCAGCCGCUCGCCCGCCUCGUCCGACAACGUCCCGCAGAACCUGCCCGACAUCAUAACCACCGCCGAGGGCGAGCAGGACGAGCUGGAGUGGGAGAAGCGCGCCACCAUCCUGGCCUCGGCGAACAAGAGCAGGCCCGCGACGCCGUCGCACGACAACCUUCAAGGGUCUGAGACGAGGGGGCGGUCGCCGAGCGCCGCUGUGUCGUCUCCGGCAAUAGACGAGGAUAUUCAGGAGGCCAUCCGACUGCACGAGGCGGAGGACUACGUCAACUCGACGGCCAUGUUUGCUCGCUUGGCCGACCCGAAAGGGGCGAACAACACUCUCAGCCAGUUUCUAUACGGUCUUGCUCUGAGGCACGGCUGGGGCUGCGAGCCCGAUCCAGAAGGGGCAAUCAAGUUCCUCUCGGCGGCGGCGUCAAAUGCGGCGACCGUCGAGCAGAUGGCGUUGAAGGCCGGGCUGAAGAAGGGUGGUGCGGCCAAGGGCGAGCUCGUUCUGGCCAUCUUCGAGCUGGCCAACUCCUUCAGACACGGCUGGGGCACGGCGAAGGACCCGAUCGCGGCCAAACAGUACUAUGAGACUGCGGCGAACCUCGGAGAUACGGCCUCGUACUUCUCAGACGCCAUGAAUGAAAUCGCCUGGUGCUAUCUUGAGGGCUUCGGAUGCAAGAAAGACAAGUUCGCAGCAGCCCGCUACUAUAGGUUGGCCGAGAAGAAUGGCAAUAAAACGCUAGGCAACUCCUGGAUCUGGAAGGAGAAGUACGACCCGGAUGCCGGCAACGGCAAGAAGUAG